UUCAUCACGUGUCCCUCUCUCUCCCUCUAUACAAUAUCAAACCCUCGCCGCCUCUCUCAUUCUCACAGACUCUCUCUCUCUCGACACUCUCUCUCGACACUCUCUGUCUCUCUGUCUCUCUGUCUCUCACACUCUCUGUCUCUCACAGAUUCAUCUCCCUCUCUCUCAGCGAUGGCUCCUUCGACCGGAAUCCCAACCGAAUCCCGUCGUCGGGCCCGCUCUACCGGAUUACAGCUCCCAGAUAUGCGGCAAGGGAGACCUCAAUUGACCUUAUCGGAGCCUUCUGCCAUGGCCCCUUCUCCUCCUCCUCCUGGAGUUGUACCUCCUGGAGCUGUUCCUCCUGGAGCUGUACCUCCUGGAGCUGUACCUCCUGGAGCUGUACCUCACGCUUCUGUCGGUUCUUCAAGCGCAGUGCCUGCGGCUCCUGCCCCUUAUGUCAGGAGAAGAGAAGAAGCUCUUCUCCGUGCGCCAUCCAGACGUAACCAGCCACACCUUCAUCCUGACAAGCUCAAUGGAGCAUUGUGGUUUGGUAUUGAUCCUGAAGUCCAUGCUUUUAUGCGAGCAACAUGGCAGGGAAACUUCUGGGGGUCGUGGGCAAACUGGACCGAUCUUCCACCUGAGAAGCCCGAUCAGUGGUGGCAUGCGUUCAUUCAACACUACUACUGGGAUGACCAAUUCCAUGAUGAAAUCUACUCGAAAUGGAAGACUCAAACUCAGGUUACUGUCUGUGGCCGCAUCAGCCAGAAGAGGAGAGAUAACAAGCAACCUUCCUACAUGUCAAACACUCAUUGGGCAACAAUGCUUGAGAAGUACAGCACUGAGCAUGCAAAAAAGAAGAGUGCAAAAGCUGCAAAAUCUCGUAAGUCUGCUCCAGUUGGGAAGAAGAUGCACAAGCACGGUGCAGGGCCAUGCUGUUUCCUUGGCAUUCAUUAUAAAAUGAUGGUUGAUGAAGGUUUGGAUGAACUACCUUCAUACACAGCCCUUGCAAGGAAGACUCACACGGGUAAAAAUGGUUCCUUCCUAGACGAACGUACAGAGGAACUUGUGCUGGAGGUUGAGCAAGCCGUUGAAGAGAUGUUAGAAGAGGAAUCUCCACUUGGCGACAGUCCAACUGACUCCACUGCUGCUUCAAAUGCAAAGCGCUAUCUUCUCAACCAAGAAUACAUCAAGAGAGGAACGACAAAGAAGGGUACAGUCUACGGCCUUGGCAGUGUUCAGUACAAGAACAGCAGUCCUUCUGUGCCAAUUCCUGUCUCACUGAAGCGCAACCUUGAUGUGGAUAUGCGCAUGUCUGGCUUCGAGACCACCAUUUCUGAAGUCAAGGAAGACAUUGCUGGAGUCAAGGAAGAUUUCAGUGCUUUGAAGACAGAGAUCAAUGCUUUCAAGACUGAAGUCACUGGGGGGAUGUCAGCAAGCCAAGCAACUCUCAACAUGAUUCUGCAAACUCUCCAAUCUCAAGCUUCCACUCCUGCCUCAACUGCACAACCAUUUCAGCCUCAAGCUCAGUCACAGCCUCAAGGUCAGCCCCAAGCUCCAGUUCAAUCUCAAGCUCCGUCUACAGCUCCACAACAUCUCACGACCAAUAACCAAUCUGACUUAGAUAGGUGGUGCCAAGAUUUUGGUAUGUAAGGUUUGGUCAGUUCAUGUAUUAAGCUACCAUAUUUUGUGUUCUUUGUUUCCAGUUCAUGUAUCUUUUGAAUGUUUAAAACUGCAACUUUUAUGUAAUAUAUUUUGGUUUCAAUGAUAUUUUGGCUUUUUAUUCACA
This is a messenger RNA of Raphanus sativus (radish), 1765 nucleotides long. RefSeq lists its product as uncharacterized. The record is from RefSeq and is a predicted model, not a curated record. The transcript is spliced from 6 exons. NCBI's taxonomy places the organism in Eukaryota, Viridiplantae, Streptophyta, Magnoliopsida, Brassicales, Brassicaceae. The coding region runs from base 172 to 1629 and encodes 485 amino acids.